AUGGAUAGUCUCAGAUCGGCUGAGCAACCCGUCAGUAGCAAACUGAAAUUAUGGGCCGAAGUUGUGCAAAGGUACUCAGACAAGAACCUGACUAGGUGGACGGAUCGUUUGGCCGCGAUACAGGGUGUAGUUGAGGCCUUGGCUCAAGCCAUGCCAGAUGAUUUCAACACUGAGAAUUACUUGUUCGGACUUUGGAAGCCAAAUCUGGAGAAGUUCAUGCUUUGGGGUCGACAUCCAAGGACUCCGGGAGACUCUGCGAGAGCUGCGACGUUGAGACAAAUUGCACCAUCGUGGUCCUGGGUGUCAAGCGUUGGAGAGGUGUCGUACUAUGACUCUAUUUUCAUGCCCAAAGCUCAGAUCCAUACACGUGUCAUUCGCGUCGAGCGGGAAGAGUCUAAUACCUUGGAGACCAACGUCUUCGGAGCUGGCCACUGUACCUUGACAAUGUUCGGCUUUUGCAUCCCAAUUCAGCAAGAACCACUACAUCGAAAACUCCACCAGGAACAUCCCCUAGAAGAAGACAAUCAGGGAGUACCCUUCCUCUUUCCUGAACGCUACACAGCGGAGUGGAACUAUGGCCCUCCGAUGAUCGACAUGAUUCCGGAUGACCCGACCGAUGAAACCGUGUUUGACCGCGUGACACAUUUUGUGCCCUUGGUCAGCGGUCAGCCAUUUGAUGAAGACGAUCCGGAUCCGAGAUUGCAGCAUCAAGGACUAUUCCUGGAGAUGGUAGCAGGCCCAGAAGAGGAAAAAGAACCCUACGAAAUGGAGCACGAAGGUGUUGAUCAUGAUAUCAAGUUUGAAGGCACCUUCAGACGAGUUGGUUUUGGUGAGUAG
This is a messenger RNA of Alternaria postmessia, 837 nucleotides long. RefSeq lists its product as uncharacterized. The coding region runs from base 1 to 837 and encodes 278 amino acids. The record is from RefSeq and is a predicted model, not a curated record. The transcript is spliced from 2 exons. Lineage: Eukaryota; Fungi; Ascomycota; Dothideomycetes; Pleosporales; Pleosporaceae.